Molecule: messenger RNA, 1191 nt
Organism: Aplosporella prunicola CBS 121167
Lineage: Eukaryota; Fungi; Ascomycota; Dothideomycetes; Botryosphaeriales; Aplosporellaceae
Exons: 2
Coding region: 91-1119 (342 amino acids)
Biological process (GO): tRNA wobble uridine modification
Cellular component (GO): elongator holoenzyme complex
Source: RefSeq, a predicted model, not a curated record
CUAUGCUGGCCACUACUUUUCAUUGUCGAUCUCGCCAGGUGCGAGACUUCGAGGAAGAGUUCGCUCCCUGUCAUUGCAUCCUCCCCCACCAUGCCUCCCACCUCGCGCAUCCCACCGCUCUUGCACCCCUACACGCAGCUUCCCCCCGACCAGGGCUGCCUUACCCUCCUCACCGGCGUCCUCGGCGCCAGCACUAACUGGCUUGUUAUCCGCUACAUAUGCGGUGCUCUGGUAAAGGAUGAGGCUAGCCAUGGCGCUGAUGAAGACACGGCCGUGAUACUCGUGAGCUGGCUGCGUGACUGGGACUUCUGGAAGACGGAGAGCCGACGAGCUGGCGGCCUCGAUCUUGCGCGCCUCGCGCAUCAGGGUCGCUUCGUCUUCGUCGACGGCCUCUCAGGCCUCUUCCUCCCCGCCGAUGUCGAAUCGAUAGCGCCAGCAGCGGCGCCAGCAUCGCCGCAAGCCGCAUCGCGCGGGCCCAGGACCAUCACACCCCGCGGCGCACCACAACCGGCGCGUGCCCAGGUAGUCGCGCCUACUACUCCCAGUGCUCCUACGCAGCAGCAGCAAUCGUCGACUCUGCGCCUAAAUUCUCCCACACUCGCGCAUCUCGAAGAGACCCUCCAACGUGCGCAGGCCCAUCUCGACGCUGCCUUGCCCAAGAAAACGCUACUCAUCUUGGACCAGCCGGACGUCCUGCUCGCGGCCGCCGACCCCGCCGUCGCGCCCACUGACCUUGCCGCGUCACUACUGCACCUGCGCGCCGGCGCCCACUCUACUGUCUUGACUCUUUCUGCCGACGCGCCGCUUGUAGCCGCCGCGGCGCCUGAUGUCGUUGCGCCCGUGUCGCGCGCUGCGCACUCGCCGCUCGAGGCUGCGCACGCCGCGUUUCUGAUUGGACAAGCGCAUGUCGCUGAUCUAGUAUUGAGUUUGAGGCUGCUGGAUACUGGCUAUGCGGCGGACGUGAGUGGGGUGUUGAGGAUUACAAGGGGUGAUAACGGGGACGAGGUGCAGGAACGGAGCGGCGAGGACGAUGCAAAAGCCGGUAAAGAGUUGCUGUAUUAUGUUGGCGGAGAUGGCACUGUCAAAGUGUUUGAGAGGGGAGCAGGCACUAGCGGUUGAGCAAGUUGCUUCUACGUACUCCUCCAAUCUGGUUCUAAAAAUUAUCACUGUCAAGUCGCGAGAGGAUGAUUC